Molecule: messenger RNA, 1089 nt
Organism: Rhizoctonia solani
Lineage: Eukaryota; Fungi; Basidiomycota; Agaricomycetes; Cantharellales; Ceratobasidiaceae
Product: metallo-beta-lactamase superfamily domain-containing protein
Exons: 2
Coding region: 1-1089 (362 amino acids)
Source: RefSeq, a predicted model, not a curated record
AUGUCUCAGUUCCCCAGUCCCGUUGCACCUCCUCCACUAAAUAUUCCUGCAUCCGACCAUGUUGUCAAGCUGAGUGUCAUCGAUACGACCACCCGGAUGGGAAAAAUUCCUACCACCAUGUUCUUCGAGUCAGUUAUCAAAGGGCACGAGUUCUUCUCUGGGCCUGCAUAUAGUUUUUUGAUCGAACAUGAAUCUGGAGCCAAGGUUUUAUUUGACAUGGGCGUUCCACAAAAGUGGGAAGACACGGCGCCUAGCAUGGUAAACCUCGUUCGUACAUCAGGCGUUGAAGUCUCGGUUACCAAGAACGUCUCUGAUAUCCUGAUAGAGCACGGGAUCCCUCUAGACUCCAUUAAUUCUAUUAUUUGGUCUCAUCAUCAUUGGGACCAUACUGGCGACCCAUCCCUUUUUCCAUCGACUACAACUUUGACUGUCGGACCCGGAUUCAAGGCCACUAUGCUUCCUGGCUAUCCGACCGAUCCCAAUUCAUCGAUUCUCGAAAGCGCAUACAAAGAUCGAGAACUUGUCGAAAUCUCGUUCGAAAAAUCUCCCGAGUUUCGUAUUGGCCAAUUCCGCGCUUUUGAUUACUUUGGAGACGGAAGUUUCUAUUUGCUCGAUUCGCCUGGACAUGCAGUCGGACAUAUUUGCGGGCUAGCGCGGACUACUACCGAUACAUUUGUCCUGUUGGGAGGAGAUGUAUGCCAUCACGCUGGAGAAUUACGGCCAACCAAGUACCUGCCCCUCCCAGACUCAAUUGAUCCGAACCCGCUUCCAGGAAAGCUCGCGGGGGGACCAGGAGUGUGCCUUGGGUCGGUUCUGCUGAAUCUUCAUCCUAAACACGUCGCGACCGAGCCGUUCUAUCGUACUGGCGCUGGAGCUAUGGGUGACCCUGUGGAGACCCAGAAGAGCGUUGAUAAAACAACAGAUUUUGAUUGUCACGAAAAUAUUUUCACGGUGAUCGCACAUGACUCGUCACUAUUAGACGUUAUCGACUUUUUUCCAAAGCCACUCAAUGACUGGAAGCUUAGGGGGUACAAGGAAAAAAGUCUUUGGAUGUUUGUGAAAGACUUUAACGAUGGAGUACAAGACUAA